Stereum hirsutum FP-91666 SS1 is the source of this 1726-nucleotide messenger RNA. Its product is annotated as MFS general substrate transporter. The transcript is spliced from 8 exons. Gene Ontology annotation, cellular component: plasma membrane. Gene Ontology annotation, molecular function: secondary active monocarboxylate transmembrane transporter activity. NCBI's taxonomy places the organism in Eukaryota, Fungi, Basidiomycota, Agaricomycetes, Russulales, Stereaceae. The record is from RefSeq and is a predicted model, not a curated record. Bases 34 to 1560 code for a protein of 508 amino acids. Gene Ontology annotation, biological process: plasma membrane lactate transport.
UCCCCCUCCUCUUGACGAUCCCUCAGUCACGGAAUGGCCCCAUACUUCUUACGAAACCUUGUGCCAAAACGGGAGACGAGGGCAGAGGGUAGACCGCUGCUCGAAGCUCUGGGUACAAUCACUUGGGUGCAGUGGGCACAGUUCUGGUCGGGGUGGCUGGCAUGGUCCUGCGAUGCUAUCGACUUCUUCUCCGUAUCACUCAGCGUAUCGCGACUCGCGGCGCAGUUCGAUAGGGACACCUCACAUAUCACGACGGCCAUAACUCUCACUCUUCUCUUCCGUUCUGUUGGUGCGGUCCUCUUCGGAGUUUUCUCAGACCGUUUCGGACGCAAAUGGCCAUUGGUUUUCAACCUGCUCAUGAUCUCCGUCCUCGAACUCGGCUCUGGCUUCGUCAACACCUUCCGUGCCUUCCUCGCCGUUCGCUCCCUCUUCGGUAUCGCCAUGGGCGGGAUCUGGGGCCUUGCGGCAUCCACCGCUCUGGAGAACCUCCCUGUCGAAACGCGUGGUCUCGCCUCCGGUGUCCUUCAGCAGGGUUACGCCGUCGGCUACCUCCUCGCCGCCGUUAUCAGUCUGACGUUGGUACCGGAGACAACGACGACGUGGAGGAGUCUUUUCUGGUGUGCCAGUGGGAUCAGCGCGUUUGCUGCGUUCAUCAGGGCGCUCGUACCCGAGAGUGAGAUCUUCUUGAAGGCGAGGGAGAUUGAGAGGAAGAGAGGAGCGACGACUGGGAAGAAGACGAAGGUGUUCAUUCAUGAGACCGGGCAGAUGUUGAAGAAGCAUUGGCUGCUUUGCAUUUACGCCGUUUUGCUCAUGACCGGCUUCAACUUCUUGUCGCAUGGAUCGCAGGACCUCUACCCCACCUACCUCGAGAAAUCAAAGGGCUUCUCAGACCACUCUGCCACUGUCGCUACCAUCAUCGGUAACUGUGGUGCUAUCGCUGGUGGUGCAGUCGCAGGAUACCUUUCUCAAUACCUCGGUCGCCGACUGACCAUCAUCGGCUUCACCCUCCUCAUCGGCGCCUUCAUUCCUCUCUGGAUCAUCCCAAGCAGCUUCUCCGGCCUCGCCGCUGGCGCGUUCUGUAUCCAAUUCGGUGUACAGGGAGCAUGGGGUGUCAUUCCCAUCCAGCUUGCCGAGAUGAGCCCUCCUGGGUUCAGGGCGACGUUCCCUGGUGUGGCAUAUCAGCUUGGGAACAUGGUCUCGUCUGCCUCGGCACAAAUCGAAGCCACGGGGGGAAACAACCUCAAGACGACUAUCACCCAGAACGGUGUGACUACUGUCGUGCCGGAUUAUGCCAAGGUGCAGGGCAUCCUCAUCGGUGUCGUCGCCGCAUUCGUCGUCUUCAUCACCAUCAUUGGCCCAGAAAACCACGGCGCGCAUUUCGAGAAACACAAAACCGCAUUCGAAGAAGGUGGCGGAGACGAUAACGCGAUCCUCGAGGAAGAAGACCUGGAAGCGAAGCCCGGUACCACUGGGGUCGGCGUGCAUGAGGUCGGGAGGGAAGGGAAAGAGAGGGAGUCGACGGGGAGCGUGAGGUCCGAAAAUAUCGCUGAGAAGGUUUGAGAUGGCGUGAGUGGUAGGGGGUAGGCUGUAGUGAUGAUUAUGUUGCGACGAUACGACCUAUGAGGUGGUGGACAAUACGAGCGUCGGUCGACGUGCGAAGUACGGCCGUGGUCGCAUUCCUUGUAUUUGUAACGAUUAAUGCCGCUUUCAAGUUAUUCUGCUUUUA